This is a messenger RNA of Adineta steineri, 1392 nucleotides long. The record is from the annotation of a GenBank genome assembly. NCBI's taxonomy places the organism in Eukaryota, Metazoa, Rotifera, Eurotatoria, Adinetida, Adinetidae.
AUGACUGCACCAAUACUCUUCAAUGAUAAAAAACAUCUGGGAAAGUUUUCUCUUAUUUGGCUAGAUCAAAAUGCUAAUCUUAGUAAAGAUAUUGAACAAAAAUUACGUUCGAUCAUAAAUCAUUUGAAACAAUUUCAAGAUAUUGAACAAUAUCAUCAAUAUAUCGAACAAUCGUUGGAACAGUAUCGUUUAAUUCUUAUUGUUAAUGAUGAAUUUGGAAAAAUCAUAGUACCUCAUAUUCAUUAUAUUAAUAAACUUCUAUCAAUCUAUGUUCAUUGUUCUGAUAAUAAUAUAGACAAACAAUGGUCAUCAAAAUUUCAAAAAAUUAAAAGUGUUGUUAUUGACAUAGAUGACCUUAUUAGUGUAAUAAAAAACAAAUUUAAAAUUCAAAGAAAACUUGAAGAAUCAUUUUCAAUCAAUGGAUAUUCACUUCAUAAUCAAUCAAGAACACGAUUAAAUACUCCAUUUCUAUUUUCACAAAUAUUUCUUGAUUCUCUUCUUAAAUUAAAAUCAAAUGAAAAUGAUCAAAAUAAUUUAAUUCGUUAUCUUCAACAUGAAUAUCAAAAUAAUCCAAAUGAAUUAAAUAAUAUUCAACAGUUUAAAGAAAAUUAUUUAUCAAAUAAAGUUUUAUGGUGGUAUAAGAGAAAAGAUUUCUUUUUUUCUUCAACAUUAAAUGCUGUAUUGAAAACUAAAAAUCUUUCAAUGAUGUUUUUAUUUCGUUCAUUUCUAUUUGAUAUACAAGAACAACUAAGAAAAUAUCAAUCAAAACAAUGUUUGAAAGUCUAUCGAAGUCAAAUCAUGUCAAUUGAUGAUUACUAUUAUAUAAACAAUGCAAUCAAUUAUUUAUCCGCUAAUUCAUUUCUAUCUACAACUAAAAGUUAUUCCACAGCAUGUUCACUUUUUGAUCAACUGGAUAUUGGCUCGGAGUCUAUGAAAGUUAUUUUUGAAAUCAAUGCUGAUCCAAAUGUUGUGACAAGUAAACCAUUUGGAGAUAUAAGUGAACUGAGUAAUCAUUCAGAAAUUUUGUUUAUGCCUGGAUCAAUAUUUCGUGUUGAGAAAUGUGUGUAUGAGUUAAACGGGCCAAAUAUUAUUCAAAUGACUUUAUGCAAUGAAAAUGAUUUGAAUUUAAAUGAACAAAUUGAUAAUGAUAUGAUAAAUCCAAGAUUAAUAGGAAAAAUUGUAUCUAAAAUGGGUAAAAAUGAUUUAGCUGAAAAAUAUUUUCAACGUUUGAUUGAACAACUAUCGUCCAAUGAUUCCUUACUUGCCGAUUUAUAUGAAGAUCUUAGUCAAGUAUUAUCUCAAAUAGGAGAUGAUCAGAUGAGUAAAACGUGGUAUGAGAAAUCCAUUGUAUUUAAACAACAAUAUCAAUUAAUGGACAAAUCGACAGGUUAG